AUGUCAGAUUCCCACGCUCGACGACUUUACUUGAACGGUGCCUCGGCAGAAGAGAACUCCAAGACGCUGAUGGCUCCAGAGACGACCUUCCGAAUCGUGUACUGGGACAUUUCAUGUAUUGCUGCGACUGCUCGCGAUAUGCUUGCCUAUGGGAACGCUACUUGGACUGAUGAGAACCACAUUCAGACGAAUGAUUGGUAUGGGAAGAUCGCGACUCCUUACAAGGUCCUGCCGCUCCUGAACGUCAUUGCGCCCGAUGGCAAGGAACUGGUGCUCUCAGAAUCAAUCGUGAUUGACCAAUACCUCGCCAAGAAAUUCAACCUCCUCGGCAACAACGACUACGAAGAGUGGACGAUCAAAGCUCACUACAGCAACAUCCACUACCUUCGAGAGAGAUCCCUCAUGACGAUGACCUGGACUUGGGCUGAUAAGCGCGCCGAGGCAUUGGAAUUAUUUUUGGAAAAGACGUUGCCGAAUUUUAUUGUGAACCACGAGUUCCAUUUGAGAGGGAAUGGGUCUAAUGGCCAUUACGUUGGUGACAGGCUCUCGCUCGCAGAUAUCCAUCUGGUGAACGUUAUGGACCACUUCUCACAACUGCCCAACGGCGAGAGGUUCACGGCUCAGCUUGAAAAGUCCGAGUUGUUGACCAAGGUCCGUCAGAAUGUUGAAUCCAACCCGCAGAUUGCGGCUUGGAGGAAGAGUGAGGAGUGGGAGAGGUUCAGGAAGGGCUCGAUCAUGUUGACAACAACGAUUAAUAGACGAUCCUUCAACAACAACGUCUCCUCAGAAGAAAACGCAAGAAUCCUGACAGACCCAAACCCCACCUACCGUCUCAUGUACUUUGAUUGUGCCUCCGUCGCGGCCACUGCUCGCGACAUCCUUGCCUUUGGAAAAGCCAACUGGACCAACCAAUGCCCAACGGAUGCGGAGUGGGACGAUAAUAAAUUUCCCACGCCAUACAGACUCAUGCCGUUGUUAAAUGUCAUUGCAUCCGACGGCAAGGAGGCAUUCCUAGCAGAGUCAAUCGUGAUCGACCACUACCUCGCCAAAAAAUUCAAUCUCCUCGGGAACAACGAAUGGGAAGAACAAACCAUCAAGGCGCAUUACAAUAACAUCCAUUACCUUCGAGAGCGAUCGUUCAUGUGUGUUACUUGGACGUAUGCAGACAAGAGAAAGGUGGCGCUGGAGAAGUUUAUGAAGUCGACGCUGCCUGCGUUUAUUGCGGACCAUGAGUUUCAUUUGAAGGAAAAUGGAUCUAACGGGCAUUACAUUGGGAACAAGCUCUCGCUGGCAGACAUCCACUUGGUGAAUGUAAUGGACCACUUCUCCCAUCUCCCGACCGGAAACAUGAUCGCAGCCGAAUUCGCGAAAAGUGAACUCCUCUCCAAGGUCCGCGAGAAUGUCGAAGCCAACACGGAGAUUGCAGCUUGGAGAUCAACGGAUGAGUGGAAGCAAUUGGCAUAUCAGUCUGUUGUUGGAUACUCCAUCACCGCCGUUCCUGAAGAAGAGGGCGAAGCAUGA
Linnemannia hyalina is the source of this 1521-nucleotide messenger RNA. Lineage: Eukaryota; Fungi; Mortierellomycota; Mortierellomycetes; Mortierellales; Mortierellaceae. The record is from the annotation of a GenBank genome assembly.